Molecule: messenger RNA, 884 nt
Organism: Carlito syrichta (Philippine tarsier)
Lineage: Eukaryota; Metazoa; Chordata; Mammalia; Primates; Tarsiidae
Product: peptidyl-prolyl cis-trans isomerase FKBP1B
Exons: 1
Coding region: 73-399 (108 amino acids)
Biological process (GO): regulation of cardiac muscle contraction by regulation of the release of sequestered calcium ion
Cellular component (GO): sarcoplasmic reticulum membrane
Molecular function (GO): peptidyl-prolyl cis-trans isomerase activity
Source: RefSeq, a predicted model, not a curated record
GGGGCCGGGGCCAGAGCCGAGCCGGGGUCGGGUAGCAGUGGGACCCCCGGAGGCGGGUCCCGUGGGACUGUGAUGGGUAUGGAGAUCGAGACCAUCUCCCCGGGAGACGGAAGGACAUUCCCCAAGAAGGACCAGACAUGUGUGGUGCACUACACAGGAAUGCUCCAGAAUGGGAAGAAAUUCGAUUCAUCCAGAGACAGAAACAAACCUUUCAAGUUCAGAAUUGGUAAACAGGAAGUCAUCAAAAGUUUUGAAGAGGGAGCAGCCCAGAUGAGCUUGGGGCAGAGGGUGAAGCUGACCUGCACCCCUGAUGUGGCAUAUGGAGCCAUGGGCCACCCCGGUGUCAUCCCUCCCAAUGCCACCCUCAUCUUUGAUGUGGAGCUGCUCAAUUUAGAGUGAAGGCAGGAAGGAACUCCAGGUGGCUGGAGAUGGUUGCCGCUCCCCUCCUAGCCUGCUCUGCCACUUGGACAGCUCCUCCUGUCUGGGGCUCUUGACCAGUUAGCUCGCCUCACUGCCCCACAGCAUCAUCCAACCUCUCUGCCCACGUUGCUCUGUAUGUGUUCGUCACUGCUCACGUGCAUCCUUGCUUGAGGAAAACUUCGGUUGCAGAUCGAAACAUUUCAGGUCGUGCAUUUUGUGUGAUGCAUGUAGUAGCCAUCCCUGACCCCAGAAUGCGGAUUUCUCAUUUACACAAUCUACACCGCCUUACCUUCACUUAAGCCAGACACACAAGGUGCUCAGACAUGAAACGUACAUGGUGUACACAGAGGGACUUGAGCCAGUUACCUUUGCUGUCACUUUCUCUCUUAUAAAUCUGUUGGCUGCUCACUUCAACAAUAUUCCCUUUGGAAAUAAUUUGUGAAAUAAAGGCUCUGUGUUUGGCA